GAAACAGCUGUGCUUGACGUCACUUCGAUGAAAGUGCUAAAUGCAAAACAUCCACUGAGGGUGACUGACUUACAUUAGGUGGGGGAAAAAUCUUUUGUUUUGUUUGUGUACGUUCAAAUUUUCAUUCUAAUUUUUAGACUAAAUUUGCAAGUGUCAACAAGCACCAAGUUUCUGAACUUGACAUCGGUCUUGGAUUAUUGAGUCUCCAAGGCUGGUAUACUGCACAAUGAGUGAAUUGAGCCAAGAAGAGAUUCGAAGGAGAAGGUUAGCUAGGCUUGCAGCUUUAGAUACAACUCCUGGUUCAUCUCAAGGAAAUAAUGUACCAGUUUCUCCAAAUUCAUCUUUAGCUACAUCUCCAGUUACACCUGGACCUACAACUCAGCCUAGGGAUGUUGGCUAUGGUAAAAGUGAUUCACAAAGUACUGACUCAUCUGCAAUGGAAGUAGAAGAAGGUAAUUCUGAGGCCGAAACAGGCGGAGGAGGGAAUGCUGAAACAAAAGGAAGUCAAAUAGAUGUGGACUCAGGUAUUGAAAAUAUGGAAGUAGAAGAAACCAAAGAAUCUACUCCACGCAGAUCUAGUGAGGGUGGGGGCACUGAAAUGACAGAAGAGGCUCUUAGAGUUACAGUACAAAGAAUUCUUUGUGUCUCAUGGACCGAAAAAACAGAAGACACAAUCUUCCUUGCAGAAACUGCCAAUUUCAUAGCUGAAAAAGAAGUAGCUGGCAUAACAGUUGAUAUGCAGGAUUUAAUCAGCCAGUGCAUUAUGGAGGUUAUAUACCGAAUUGCUGGAGGAGAUAAUCCACUUAUUGCUGCUGCAUCUACAGUUCCUAAGCCUGCCAUUGAUAUCGCAAUAACAUAUCUGACUGAUUCGUAUUCUCGUGUAGCUGUAGAAGAAAGGAAUCAUCCUAAAAAAAGCAGUGUUCGCCCACUUCGAUGGCUCCUUUCCGAAGUACGCUGCCAAUGUGUACAGUUCACAGCAAUGGUCCUUCAAGGCUUGCUAUUUGAUAGUGGUUCACCUCUCGUUUCUCCGCUUCUUAACCCAUUGCUCACUGGUACAUUACCCCGUGGGUUCCUGCACGAGUUACUCUCUAGGAUAUAUUCCAACCCAGAGGCUUUGAACAAAGUGUUCAGCCCUCUUCUUCAAGGGCUGUUCAGACACAUGCAGACAGUGUCAUUGACAGAUAAUGCUCACAGGAAACCAUUGGAAGGUCUCGCAGAGCUUGUGGAUAUCAGGCCUGGGUCGGGUGGAAAUUCUAGGCCUAUAUGUUCUCUGAUUACUAACCAGGUUCAGUUCUUACCAGAAACUGUCACAAAUGCUGCCGGGAAAGAAAUAACCAGAACAUCAUUUUUGGGACCUUUUCUGAGAGUAUCUGUCUUUCCUGAGGAGGACCCGAAAGUAGCUGAGAAGCUUUUUUCUGGAAAUUCGUCUACAGACAAGACCCUUUAUUCAUCCUUACAGCAGGAACUAGAAAACUCUAGGACAAUAAUGUACAAAGUUUUGCAUGACAUCCUCGUGAAUACUAAUUCUCGAGAAUCAAUGCUUGCUUAUAUUGCUUCUGUACUAAAGAAAAACGAAAAAAGGACCCAGAUGCAGGCUGAUUUUAAAACUCUUGCUGGAGACGGUUUUAUGCUCAAUCUUCUGUCAGUUUUACAGAUGCUGUCUUCAAAGGUUAAACUGGAAAAUGUCGAUACAUUAUAUCCUUUCCAUCCGUCCAGUAUGGUUGAUAUCAAAGAUGAUACCAGGCUUAAAUUCACCUCCCAAGAAUCAACUGAUUGGCUUGAUCAACUAAACAAAAGUGUGGUUUGGAAAGAGCCCAAUUUUUCGACACAAUGUUGGUUUCUAACUCUCCACUGCCAUAAUAUUGCACUCUUGCCAGCUCUUCAGAGAUAUCAACGUCGACUACGAUCUCUGAGGGACUUACAAAAAUUAGUUGAUGAAAUGCAAGCUUCUGAGGACCAGUGGAGGUGUUUACCUCUUGCUCCGAGAAACAAAGAAUUGAUCAAACGUUGGAAACAUCAAAUCAAGAAGUUGACAAAAGGCAAAGCAUGCACAGAAGCAGGCCUCCUUGCUCCUGCUCUUAUGAGACGAUCCUUACUUUUCUAUACGUCUGUUGGUGAAUUUCUUCUUUCGACACUAACAAAUGGGGAUGUAUCGAAGAUACCUAAUCUUCCGUUGCCUCAUGAGCCACCUGCAACAUUUGCUGCUCUUCCUGAAUGGUAUGUCGAGGAUAUUGCAGAGUUUCUUCUGUUCCUACUCCAGUACAUGCCAGGCGUUGUUGCAGAAACUAUGGAUGACACACUUUUCACGUGGCUUCUUGUCUGUGUUUGUACCCCUUCUGCAAUAAAAAAUCCUUAUCUGGUUGCAAAAGUUGUGGAGGUCCUCUUCGUUCUUGUGUCUGGUCUCCUUUCUCGGCACAGUGUUCUUCAAGAUAGGUUCAUGUCUCAUCCUCUUUCAGAAAGCCACCUUGCUUCCUAUUUAAUGAAGUUUUAUACUGAUGUGGAAACAACAGGUUCUAGCUCUGAAUUUUAUGACAAAUUUACAAUUAGAUAUCAUAUAAGUUUAAUCCUAAAGAGUAUGUGGGAUAGUCCUGUACAUCGAAAUGCUAUUAUUAAGGAAUCCAAGUCUGGAAAACAGUUUGUUAAAUUUAUCAAUAUGCUUAUGAAUGACACAACUUUCCUUCUUGAUGAAAGUUUAGAAUCUUUAAAGAGGAUACAUGAAACCCAGGAGCUAAUGGCUGACCAAGCGGGCUGGGCUGCUCUCACAACGGAGCAACAGCAAGCCCGCACUAGACAGCUGGCAGCGGAUGAGAGGCAGUGCAGGUCUUAUAUGACUCUGGCUCGGGAAACUGUUGAUAUGUUUCAUUAUUUGACAGAUGAAAUCAAGGAACCUUUUUUGAGAUUGGAAUUAGUAGGAAGACUUUCAGCUAUGCUCAAUUUUAACCUUCAACAGCUUUGUGGGCCAAAGUGUAAGAACCUGAAGGUCAAUGAACCUGAUAAAUACGGGUGGGAGCCCAGAAGACUUUUGAGCCAACUUGUUGAUAUUUAUCUCCAUCUUGAUUGUAAUGAAUUUGCAGCAGCGAUUGCUGCCGACGAGAGAUCAUUUAGAAAAGAGCUUUUUGAAGACGCUGCAAUGAGAAUGGAAAGAUCGAGAAUCAAGACUACUAGUGAAGUUGAAAGGUUUAGAGCUCUCUCUGCUAAAUCUUAUGAAAUUUCUGUUGCCAAUAUUAAACGUGAAGUGGAUUACAACGAUGCACCGGAUGAGUUUAGAGAUCCUUUAAUGGACACCCUUAUGGAGGAUCCGGUUUUGUUGCCAAGUGGUAAAGUUAUGGACCGCUACGUGAUUAUUAGGCAUUUGUUGAAUUCAUCUACUGAUCCGUUCUCAAGACAACCACUUUCUGAGGAUAUGCUUUUACCAGCAACGGAGUUGAAAGAACGCAUAGAAGCAUGGAAGAGGAGUAAAGAGCAGGCAGGAAAGAUGUGAGGCACUCGUUGCGAGUCCAAUUUUCCACCACCAAUUGUGCCUUCUCCUGCCAGAUCUUGAAGAGAUGUUGGUGUAGGCUUGCCAGGACGCCUACAGAGAGGGUUUUGACUGAGUCCCCACAGCCUCUUCUGGCAGCUGUCUUUGUAAAGGAUUCGUUUUCCAUCGGUCUGCUCCAACCAUUCCCCUUGAGAUCUCUUUCUCAUUUUUCUUUCUCACUCUAGUAUAUAUAUGUAUAUGUAUACAAAUCUUAUAUAUUUGUGAUUGAUUUACUGCCCUGUAUAUAGUCCUUGUUGAUUAAUUGAACAGUAUCACAUUAAAGUUUAAAAAAUAAAUAUUGUUUUUACUUCAUUGCAAAAAGAAAUUACUAUUGAUUCCAGAUCUUGUUUUCUCAGAUCUAGCGAUUUUUAAAUUUUUAUUAUUAGGUGCAUACCUGAAGGGAUUUUUAGUUCAGUAAUUGUAAAGUCGAUUUUAUAUAUUGUUAUAAUUAAAUAAAUUUUUCCCUUUUUGUACCUAGGUUAAAUAUAUUGUAUAUUAAAUGAAUGAAACACCUUUAUUUGUAAGAUCAUUAAGUAAGUGUCAGGGGAUUCUUAGAUUCUGCGAAAUCCCUGAUCGCUUCUAAAUCCUCGUAAAUAUACUGUGUAUAUAGUGUCUUAUGUGAUGUGAUGUGUCCAAUUGUACACUGAUGCUCAUUGGAAUGAUUAUAUUAUUAAAUUGGAAAACAUACAAAAAAAAUUCAAAAUAGUGUAAUAAAAAUUUAAAAAAAGUGUAAAAUGAUUGAAAUUAUAUGCUUUUACUUUUUAU
Messenger RNA from Nezara viridula (southern green stink bug), 4282 nucleotides. NCBI's taxonomy places the organism in Eukaryota, Metazoa, Arthropoda, Insecta, Hemiptera, Pentatomidae. The record is from the annotation of a GenBank genome assembly.